AUGAUUUGGCUAUCAGAGAGACAAAAAUUUGGUGUUGGUUUCACAGCAGGUGGGAUCUUCUUUUUCAUAUUUGGAAUAUUGACAUUCUUUGACUCGGGACUUCUUGCCUUGGGCAAUUUGCUCUUUAUAAUUGGUCUCAUCCUUAUAAUUGGCCCACAACGUACGGUUUCCUUCUUCACACGUCCAACCAAGAUUAGAGGCACAGUUUGUUUUGCAUUGGGGAUAAUACUAAUCUUGAUGAGAUGGUCUUUUGUGGGAUUCAUAUUGGAAAGCUUUGGAAUAUUGGGAUUAUUUGGUGAUUUCUUUGGCACAAUUGUACAAUUUUUAAGAUCCAUUCCUUAUAUUGGUGAUGUUUUAAGUCAUCCUUUUAUUGCACCUACCAUUGAUAGAUUAGCUGGUAUUAAUAACACAUUGCCGGUAUAG
Molecule: messenger RNA, 423 nt
Organism: Lodderomyces parapsilosis
Lineage: Eukaryota; Fungi; Ascomycota; Pichiomycetes; Serinales; Debaryomycetaceae
Exons: 2
Coding region: 1-423 (140 amino acids)
Biological process (GO): retrograde transport, endosome to Golgi; endoplasmic reticulum to Golgi vesicle-mediated transport
Cellular component (GO): endoplasmic reticulum; Golgi membrane; Golgi cis cisterna
Source: RefSeq, a predicted model, not a curated record